Messenger RNA from Onthophagus taurus, 9499 nucleotides. RefSeq lists its product as uncharacterized. Gene Ontology annotation, cellular component: RSF complex. The record is from RefSeq and is a predicted model, not a curated record. Gene Ontology annotation, molecular function: histone binding. Lineage: Eukaryota; Metazoa; Arthropoda; Insecta; Coleoptera; Scarabaeidae. Gene Ontology annotation, biological process: negative regulation of DNA-templated transcription.
ACCGAUGCUCACUCGUUGUGUGUAUCUCAUAUUAUAUGAGCGCGUUUAUGGAGCUCUUAAAUUGAAGAAGUUAAGAGUUUCGAUUCGGUGGUGUUGUUUUUCUUAUAGUGAAGAAUCGUUAUUAGUGUAGGUGGUAUGCAAGGGACUCAAGGGCGUCGCGUCGUCGUUCGGGCGUCGUUUAUUAGACGCUCUUUUUAAGGCCGCCGCUGUCAACUUACCCGGAGGGGUACAACAAAUGGCGACCGAGAACAGUGAAGCUUCUUGCGAUGCCGAUCCAAAUUUCGCCGUCAUCUGCGGUUUCCUCGAACGUUUCGGGGCGAUGUGCGGUCUUAAUAACAUAGACUUUUUGGAUUUACAAGAAAUGCUCGAAAAUACCCAAGAAGUUCCUCAAGCACUUAUUGACCUUCACAUAAAGUUAUUGAGGAAGGCGAGGAAGUCUGUAUCUUCUGAACGUUGGGAAAGGGCACUUAUAAAGCUUUGUCACACUACAUAUUGUAGUAAAGACGGAUGGGAAUUGGAAAGGUUUGGUUAUAAAAAAGCUAGGAUUGGAUCUAAAUUGAGGAUUUUAAAGCAACUACUUGAGAUGCAAUUUGAUUAUAAUCAAAAAUUUAAAAAUGAUAUUAAUAAAAUGUCUGCUAUAGAACUUCGUUCACAACCAAUUGGAAGGGACUCUUCUGGAAGGAUUUAUUGGUAUCAAUGUGACGAAUCAUGUCGAAUAAAAGUUUAUAAAGAUGACCCUGAUGAUGAAAGUUGGUCACUUAUUGCAAAAGAUCGCGAUGGUUUAGUUAACCUAAUCACACAAUUAAAUAAUGGAGAUUCCACCAAAAGCAGCUCAGAACCUGUUAGUAAUGAAGAUAGUAACAGUGUGGAGGUUGUUGAAAAACCCAUUUUAGAUACAGGUCAAAAAUCGAAAAAUCCCAAAUCCACAGUUGACUUGAAAAUUGAUGAGUCUGAUAACGCCCAAAAUCAAACAUUGAAAACUCAAGAUUUAGUCAAUGAAGAUCAAAAUGAUUUAACUGAUGAAAAUUCAAUUGAUGAUGAAAAUGUUCAUGAUAAAAAUGUUGAUGGUGUAAAUGAUGAUGAAAAUUUCCAAAGUAACGAAGGAUUAGAUUUAAGUAUAAAAUCGAAACCCUCAGUUUUGGAUCAACCAAAAAAGGAGUUUAUGGGUAUUAAAGGAAAAUAUAUAAGGGAGGAAAGUGCGAGUGUUUCUGUUGGAAAAGCAGUUAGAAGCGCAAGUAAAGAUGCUCUAUCUUACAAAAGACCAUUAGAAGAAUAUGAAAUCGAAGAACCCAAAUGUAUAAAACAACGUAGAAUGAAUCGGCCAACACUUUUAAUUAAAAAAACUCAGCAAGAACCACAAAUUGAAGAGGAAUCUGACGAAGAUGAAGAUGUUGAUGAAGAAGAAGAUGAAAAUCUUGAUGAAGAAGAAAUCGAAGAUGAGGAAGAAGAAAUGGAGGAGGAGGAGGAGGAUGAAGAGAAUGAUGAAAACGACGAAGUUGGGGAAGAAAUUGAGGAGCCAAUUAUGUUAAUUCGGGGUCAAGGAAACGGACACUCAAAUAAAUCUUGUCCUAUAAUUGUAAGUGAGGAAAUCGAGGAUACUUUUUAUUUUUAUGGCGCCGGGAAUGGUUAUGAUUGUCAAACCGGAAAUGAAUCGACCGGAAAAGAUGAUGACAAAACUAAAACUGACAUUAAAAAUGACAACACAAACAAUGAUAUUCAAGAAGCUUCUAAAAAAUGCCCCGAACAAUCCACCAGUUCAUUCUUUUUCGGUUCAAAGACAUUCACAAUUGGUGCUUCUUUAAGUUUUGGAGCUUCAAUUAAUGCUACUCCUUCAAAGAUUAAUGAUCAGCCUUUAAAUGUUAAUGAAGAAUCUUCAAAGAUUAAUGAUCAGCCUUUGAAUGUUAAUGAAGAAUCUUCAAAAAUUAGUGAUCAGCUUUUAAAUAUUGAUGAAGUAUCUGCAAAGAUUAAUGAUCAUCCUUUAAAUGUCAAUGAAGAAGUAGCAAAGAUUAAUGAUCAGUCUUUAAAUGUUAAUGAAGAAUCUUCAAAAAUUAAUGAUGAGCCUUUAAAUGUUAAUGAAGACUCUUUAAAUAUUGAUGUAAAUGAAUCUGUAAAAGUUAAUGAUUUAAAUUCGACUCAUGUUCCUGAAAUUGUAGAUAAAUUAUUAGACAAUAAUGAUGUAAAUAAACCAGAACAUUCCAGUGAUGUAAUAAAAGAGAUUCAAAACGAUGAAAAAGUACAAGAAAAUGAGAAAAAUAUGACUGAAGAAGGUACAAAACACGAUGAUAAAAAUGAAUUAAUUGUUAAUGAUGCAUUAAGUAAAGAGAACAUUGAAGAAAAUGAUACAGAAAUAAUUGAUAAAGAAUUGAACAACGAAAAUGAAUCACAAAAUAAUAAUUCUACGAGUGAGGUGGAACCAGAACUUCAAAAAGAAGAAGGAGAAGAAGAUGAUAUUGAAUCUUUGGAACAAGAAACUAAGAUGAUUUCUCUUCAUGAUGACUCAACCGAUGGAAAAAUUGAACAACUUGAGCGUGACGCACGAAAUAUCUCUUUAGAUGACUCAAAUUUAAGUGAAGGAAAAUCAAAUUUGGAAGAAUGUAUGAAGGGAAAUGAGGAAAUUGAGAUUGUUGGGGAAACAAAUUUGACGAGCGAUCUUAAUAUUAAAGAAAGCGAUAAAGAAAUUGAGGAAAGUAGUGAAAGAUUAGUUCCGGAAAGCCCAACUAGAACUGAAAAUGAAGAAACUAAAGAAUCUGAUGGAAAAUUUGUUGGCGAUCAUACCGAAGAAAAAGUGGAAGAAACGAAUAAAGAAAAUGAUGAGGUCAAUUUGGAAAAAUUACAAGAAAAAAGAGAUGAAAAAUUGGAGGAAACUGAAGAAUGUGAUGAAAAAUUAAAAGAUAAAGAAGAAGAAAUAGAAAUAAUAGAGAAAAAUGAAACAUUAGAAAAUAAAGCUUUAAGUAUUGAAGAAAAAAGUACAGAAAACCAAGAAUUAGAUCAUUUACAAGAUUGUGGUGAAGAUAAUAAAGAAGUAGAAGAUAAGAUUGACCAAAUUGAAUCAAUCUCUAAAGAAAAAAACUUGAAUGUGGAAAAUGAUUCAGAAUUACAAAAUUUUAUAGAAUCCAAAGAAUUAGUAAUAACAACUUGUAAAGAUAAUAAAGAAAAUUUAAAAGAACCUGAUGUUAUUGAUGAUCAAAUUGAAAAUACACAAUUUAAUAAAGCAGAAGAAGAGGAAUCACAAAAAGAAGAGCUUCAAUCAAAUCAUGAAACGUCUGAUAAUUCAGAAGUCUCCAUCGAAAAUCAGCAAAAUGAAGCAAUUCUUAUUGAUCUAUCAACAAAGUCUACAAGUUUGAAUGAAGAAAGUAAUAAAGACUCAAACGAUAAAAAUGAAGAAUGUGUUUUAAUCGAAACAAAAACGAAUUUGGUGUCAACAACUUCCGAAAAAGAAAUUUCUUCGGACAUAGUUAAUGUGGAUAAUAAUAAUGAUAGAAAUCGAGUGUUAAAAAUUAAUGAUGUGCCUUCGAAUCAAAUUGAUAAAGAUAAUGAGAAAAUAAAUGACUCUGAUAAUGAAAAUUUAAAUGAUGAAAACAGUGAUGUAUUAUGUCAAAGUGAAAAUCAAAUUAAUUCCUCUCUGGAUAUUGAAGGUGAUGAACAAGAAGAAAUCGUUCAAAAAUUAUUAAAAAGUGAAAAGGAAAAUGAAAUUUCUAGAAAAUCGCCGAUCGUUGAAGAAUUAAAAGAAACUGAAUUGAUUAAUUCCAAAAUAAAUGUUUUAUCCGAAGAAAAAGAUGACGAAAUAAUUAGUUUUAAAUCAAAUGAUAUUGUAACUAUGGCAACCACUAAUAAAACAGAAAAUCUUGAAGAUGACAGUAAACAUAACCUUAAAAUUGAUAACCUAAAAGAAAACGAAACAAAACUGUUGGAAAAAGCAACUGAAGUUAUUGAAAUAACCGAUGAUUUAGAUAAAAACACUGAAAUUGAAGAGGUAGAAUCAAUUUUAAAUGAUGUUGUGGAAAAAUGCGCCAAAACUGACGAAGAAGCUUCAAUUCCUAUUAUAAAUCUUGACGACCAAGACGAUUCUCCUGACUCGGAUGAACCUGAAUUAAUUACUAAUUCGCCUUCAGAAAAUUCUUCACCGAAUGUCUCAAAGGAAAUUUUUAUUGAUGAUGAUGAGAAAGAAUUUAAUGCAAGUGAAAAUGUAUUAAAUGUCGAUGAAAAUGAACUAAAUCUUGAUAAAGAUGAAUUAAAUGUUGAUAAGGAUGAAUUAAAUGUUGAUAAAGAUGAAUUAAAUGUUGAUAAAGAUGAAUUAAACGCUGAUAAAGAUGAAUUAAACGUUGAUAAAGAUGAAUUAAACGUUGAUAAAGAUGAAUUAAACGUUGAUAAAGAUGAAUUAAAUCUUGAUAAAGAUGAACUAAAUGUUAAUAAGAAUGAAAUAAACCUUGAUAAAAAUGAAUUAAAUGUUGAUGAAGAUGAAUUAAAAGUCGUUGAGACAGAAUUGAAUAUUGAUGAAAAAGUUAAUAAAAGUGUUGAAAAAAAUCAAAAAAGAGUUGAUAUCAAAGGUGGUGGAGAUAAUGAUGACGUAAAAAAUGUUAAAUCACCUGCUCAGGAUGAGAUAAAAGAAAAAGGAGUUGGAGUGAAGAAAAAGGUCGUUAAAACGAAAGAUGUUGAUGCUAACGUUGAAAAUGGAGAAUCUUCAACACAAGAACCAAUACAGGUACGAAGAAGUACCAGAAAAAAAGCGGGCGAUGCCGUAAUUUUACCUGAAUUACCUAAGAUGAAGCGUCGUGGAAGAUCGCACCCUAAUUACAAUGUAAAAAAUGCUACACAAAAAUCUACCGAAGAGGAAAAUCCCAUCGAAAUACAAUCGAAACGAUCAAAACUCACUAAAAAUUCUUCGUCACCAUCUCCAAGAAUUGAAACCGAAAAGAAGGAAAAAAGAAAAAACGAAACGAAAAAAGAUAAAGAUGAAACUAAUGUAGAAGAAGGUGAAGCGAAUAUAGAAAAGGAUGAUGUGAUGAAUGAAGGUGAAGGAAAGAAAGAUAAAUAUGGGGCAAAGGAAGAUAUAGAUGGAGUAAAGAAAGAUAAAGAAGAAGCAAAAAAGGAUAAAAAUGAAACUAAGUUAGAAAAGGAAGAAACAAUGAAAGAAAAUGAUAAAGCAAAAAAAGGUAUUGUUGCAAAGAAGAAAAAAAGAGAUAAAGGUGAAACAAAUAAAGACGAAGAUGAAAUAAAUAAAGAUAGAAAUGAAACAAUAGUCGAUAUAGACGAAACAAACAAUGAUACAUCAGAAGAAAAACCAAAAACAAACGGUCCAUUUUUAUCUUGCGUUAACAUCCAAAAAUUACAAGAACCAAAACAAAGUACACCAUCACCACUUUCUAUAAAAUCAGCAAGUAGUGAUGAUGAUAAUAACAUAGAUGAUUUACCAGAGAUGAUGGUUGAAACUAUUCAUGACGCAGACGAUGAUCCAGAAGAAGUGGAUGAUGAUGAUUUCGACGAUUUAAAUGAUGAUAACAACAGUAACGAUAUCAUUUUAAUUGAAGAUGAUGGUCAAAACGAUAGCGAUGAUUGCGUGGAAGUUACUCCAACAGUUAAAACGAUGACUUUGAGUACAUUUCAAUUGGAUGUAACAGAUUCUCCACCGAGAUCUACGAAAGAAGUGGUAAGAAAAAAACGGACACGGGAAGAUGUCGAAAAAGGUGGUGGAAGUAACAACGGUAAUGACGAUGACGAAGAAGUUUUAUCAUCAAAGAAACGAAAGUUAAGAGGAAAACGACAAGUUGAUAAAGAUUUAAGGAGAAGUGUCGAGGAACAGAAGAAAAAGGAAACGAUCAGCAGCGAGGAUGAAGAUGGAGAAAAAACGAAAGAGAAAGAAAUAGUUGAGGCGAAAAAGAAACCGCCCGUUAAUAAGGGUGGAUACAAAAGGAAAAAGACCCUUUUGGGGUUGGAUAUUCCCGAAUCAAUUGAUUUCUUAGAAACAACUCCUGGAAAUGUACGACAAAGUCGAAGAAUCGCUCAGUUAAAGAUUAGGGAGGAAGCGGAAAGGCGAAAAAUUGAGGAGAUGACGAUGAUGGACGUCGAAAAGAAACGAAAAAGUAGCAAAAAAGACGAAGAUAAAGAUUAUAAAGUUGAAAAGGUUAAACAUAAAAAAUCAAAAACCUCAACUCAAGAAGAUGAACCCAUUCUUAUACAAAGCGACGAUGAAUCUGAAUUGAGAAAAAAGAAGAAGAAGCGGAGGAAAAACGUUGAUCCAAGAAAAAUUUUUGAUGAAAGUAAUCCAUGGAGAUCCUCAAGCGAUUCAAGUUCAAAUGAGGAAGUCGCAGAAGAAGAGGAAGAGGAAAUUUCUGAUCCCGGAAGUCCAUUAUUUAAAUCAGACCAUGAAUUUUCACCAGAAAGUGACAUAGAAGGAGGCGAAGAGGUGCAACCAUUAAAACGCGCAAGAACGGCUCGUAAAGAAGAUGAUUGCGAGGAAGUCGACGAUUGUUCUUGUCAAAAAUGUGGCAAAAAAGAUCACCCGGAAUGGAUUUUGUUAUGCGAUGGUUGCGAAAAUGGCUGGCAUUGUUCUUGUUUACGUCCGGCCCUUCUUGUCAUUCCCGAAGGCGACUGGUUUUGUCCACCAUGUCAACAUGUUAUGCUUGUUAAAAAUCUCGAAAGGAAAUUGAUCGAUUUCGAUAAAAAACUUGCCAAGCGGCAAAUUGUUGUUCGACGUCGUGAACGUUUAGCGUACGUUGGUAUCAGUUUAGCUAACGUACUUCCGGUUAAGAAGUCAAUUCAAAAUAAAGAUUUACCAGUAAUGAAAAAACGUGCUAAUAAAGUCGAUGAAGAAAGUGAAAGUUCAGACUCUGAAAGCAGUAACGACGAAGACGAAAGUGGAAGUGAAUCUGAAUCGGAUAGCGAGGAUGAGCCUAUUUAUCAAUUAAGACAACGCAGGCAAGCACAUAGUUAUCGGUUUCAAGAUUAUGAUGAAUUAAUUAAUUCCGCUAUUCGAGAUGAGAUGGAUGCUGUGAAGGGAGCUGGAAAUCAAGGGAAAGGUAAAGAUAUUUCGACGAUUGUUAAUGCAAAAGACGAAGAGAAAAGUGAUGUAACAAAACCGCCAGAAGAAGUUUCUGAAGAAAACUCAGUACAAAAAGAACCUGAAAAACAAAGCGAAAAACCAGAAAAUAUUCCCGAAGUUUCAACUGAAAUUGAGCACAAACGCACCGAACAAGAAUCUGACGAAGAAGAAGACGAAGAACCAAUUAAACCAGCUAAAAAAUUAAUUGGAAGGAAAAAACCGAGAAAACUAAAUAGUUUAGAUGUGAGUAGCGAAGAUGACGCUGAUUCCGACGAAGACUUUAAAGGAUCAAGUUCGGAUGAGGACGAAGAUGAUUAUGAAGAAGAUCUCGGCAGUGAUAGUAGCGAUUAUGGUGGUGGAGGUAGGAAAAAAGGACCUGUUCGUCGAUCGACAAGGGCGAGAAGGUCACGUUACGAUAGAGAUUUUAUUAACGAUGAUUCCGACGACGACGAUGAAGAAGAAGAAGAGAAGAAACGAAAAAAAGGUGGUCAUAGACCGUGGACGGAAACUGAGUCAGAAGAAAGCGACCAAUCGUGGGGUAGAAGAAAACGAAGCAAGAGAAACAACGUUUCAUCUUCAUCUCCGAAGAAACGAAAACCAAAAAAAUCAAAGAAACGUUUCGACGAUUCCGACGAAGACGAACGCCACGUUAAUAAAAAGAAAAGGAAAAUUAAAUACGGCGGGUUAAAUGAUGACGAAGAUGAUGACAUGGAAAUCGGGCGAAGAACUCGAGGAAAAAAAAUUAAUUACGCGGCCGUUUUAGCUUCGGAUAGCGACGAUGACGAACCAAAAAAACCAAACGAAAAACUCGAAAGCGACGAUGAUUUCGUUGCGGAAGACGCCGAACAAGACGAGGACGAUGAUGAGGCGCUCGAUGAAGAAGAAAUCAAAAAGAUCCAAGAAAUUAAAAACAACACAUCCAAUUUAGAGCCACCUAAAAUUGUUAUUCAAUCAAAUGUAGUCGUAUCCCAACAAAAUGUAUCAGAAAAAAUAAAAGAAAGCGGUGGAAACCAAGAGGAAGAAGAGGAUGACAUCAAUCCCAUCGAAGCUAUGAAUCGAAAUUUGGAAGAAAUGGAUGAGGAGGAAAUGGAGAAGUUAAUGGAAGAAGAGGAGUACGCUAAUAAACAACUCCAAUUAAUGGCAUUGCAAUUAGAAAAGGAGAAAAAGCGAAAAGAAAGAGAAGCACAAAAGAAAGUACAUGAAGGCGAUGAUGAAGAGGAAAAACCUCCACCGAAAAUUCCUCAAAAACGAGGGAGAAAGCCUAAAAAUUAUAACCCUAAUAAUGAUGGAGUUCCUAAAAAUCCUAACGAAAUUUUAUCAUCAAACCCACCCAACUUAGAUAUAAAUCAACUCAAUAAUCCAAUUAACUCCUUAUCGGAAACGGAUUCCCCAAAGAAACGACGUGGACGUGGUAAAGGGAAGAAAACGUUAGAAAAGGAAGCCGCGGCUGCUGCUGCAGCGGCCGCAUCAACUCCUGGACCACCCCCGAUUGUUGUUCCAACACCGAAUGAAAAUACUACUUCGGAAUUACAAACGGCUAAAUUAGCGGUGGCGGCUCCCCCGCAACCUUUCGCACAAACACAACCGGUUCCUUCGGUGAUCACGAGGAUGCUUCAAGGGGGGCGACCGCCAGGAAAUUACGGCCAAAUUGAUGGGUUUUAUGGCGAACAAGCAGUUGCUGGAGAAGCGGGACCUCCACCUGGAAAUGCUGCGAUGCCACCCGCACCACCUAUUGUGCCACCUUACAUUCAAGGGAAUGCUCCAUCACCACAAUAUCGACCGCCUCCAGCUCCACUAUUAAAUCCUUUCCACCGGAGUAGCCCAGUACCAAACCAACCCCAAUUAAGAUUAAGACUCCCAGCGCCGCCGCCACCACCACCACCACCUGGAGGAAUAUAUCAACAUCAUUCGUUGGAAGCACCACCUACCGGAGGUGCGUCGGUGGUUAUACCACCAACUGGGAGUACACCUGAAGACGGGGAAUCACCGGUUACGGUGCCACCUGAAUCAGAAGGUUCCUCUAAAACGGUUGAACAACCCCAGCAUCCUAGGCAACCACCUCAACCAACACCACCGCCACCGCAACUGGCACCGAGAUUUGGUACACCUCCGGUGGUGCCGCCCUCAUCACAUAUCAGGAUGCCGUAUCAACCGUCUGUACAGCACCCGACCAGUUACUUUUAUAUGCCUCCGAAUAUAGGAGGGGAAGAAAACAUGAAUUAUCCGUACGGGGAGCAGUUUUCGGAAACGAAUUCACCUCAGGAGGCAGCUAAAGGAUACGAGGAAGAGAACAGCGGUGAAUUUGGGGGGUUGGUGUCGUACUUUUCGAGCCAAAGGGAAGAUGAUUUAGAUACAUAGCUAGAGUGCGGUUCGGAAAAUAUCGAAUAGAAUUAAAUUAUUUAUUUUUGUUUUAUAUUGAAAAAGGACGAUUCUUUUUUUAGUAACUUUUUAUUUUUUACC